Messenger RNA from Hordeum vulgare subsp. vulgare (domesticated barley), 1252 nucleotides. Its product is annotated as putative E3 ubiquitin-protein ligase SINA-like 6. Bases 98 to 1015 code for a protein of 305 amino acids. Gene Ontology annotation, molecular function: zinc ion binding. NCBI's taxonomy places the organism in Eukaryota, Viridiplantae, Streptophyta, Magnoliopsida, Poales, Poaceae. The transcript is spliced from 2 exons. The record is from RefSeq and is a predicted model, not a curated record.
CUCUUCUAGUCUUCUCUUCCAGCCGUUCACCAAAGACACAAAGAAAGAGAGAGAGAGAGAGAGUUUUUCGAGGCGAACGCAGGCUGCUAGUUUGGCCAUGGUGAUGGAGCUGCUCAAUGGCCCGGUGAAGCAAGAAAUCGUUGUGCAUAAUGCAGGAGCCCAAGCAAGUGGAGGUGGCGGCGGCGCAGCCGUGGAGGCGUCGGAACACGGCUUGACGAUGACGGCGCCCACGGCCACGGCCACGCCCACCGUGAGGAUGGAGGCCAACAUGCUUGACUGCCCCAUCUGCUCCUCCCCCUUCAAGCCUCCCGUCCUCCAGUGCAAACGCGGCCACCUGGCUUGCGGCAGCUGCGUCGCCAAGCUCCCAUGGAAGCAGUGCCAGAGGUGCGACGACGGCGGCGACUUGAGCGCCUGCCCCUUUGUGGACGCCUUGGUCUCCUCCGCCAGGAUCAAGUGCGACCACGACGGCUGCGGCCGCCGCGUCAUCUACCACAAGCUCGGCGACCACAAGAGCGCGUGCCCGCUCGCGCCCUGCAAAUGCCCCAUGCCCGGCUGCGCCUUCGCCUGCGCGCCGCCGGCGCUCCCCCACCACCUCAUCGCCGUCCAUGGCGUGCCCGUGCACGCGGUUCAGUACGGCAAGGUGCUCCAGCUCGAGGUGCCGGUGUCGGAGCCGCGCCGCCUGCUGUUCGCGGAGGAGGACGGCCGCGCGUUCCUCGUGGUCGGCAGCGCGCUCGGCCCGGGCGUGCCCAUCGCCGUGUCGGUGGUGUGCGUCAGGGCCGGGGCCUCCCCACCGCCGCACUAUGCGGCCAAGGUGUGGGCGAACGGGCCGCCGGAGCCGGCAAACGGCAGGACCGACACGGUCCGAGCGGAGAUCCAGGUGACGAGCAGCAAGGAGCCUGGCACCGUCGCCGUGGAGGAGCUGACGUUCCUAACGGUGCCGCACAAGCUUCUCGCCGGUGCUGGCCCUUUCAGGACGGUGUCCCUCCACGUUCGUGUUGACAAGGUCACCUUCUAAAUGAUUCUGCUAUGCUUACUUAGGGUUCAAGAACUGGUCUUAAUAGUAUGGUUUAGUUUUAGUUUGGUUUAAUUUAGCUUAAGAGAUGAUGGCUUUUGUUAGCAAUGGAACAAUUACUUUAACGUCAGAUAAGCACUUGCUAUUUCCGCCUUGAUUAUAUGGAGGAGGUAUUUUGUGGCUGUUGGUUGUAAGAUCUUUGGGUAGCUAAUUAAUGAACCAAGCUCUAUUGAGCAAUGA